ACCACAGUUUAAAAGCAACCUCCGUCAUGAUCGCGUCAGCUGGCCUUUAAGUCGUCCUACCACUUCUUUUUCUUCCUCGUCUUUCUCGGCAACGAGUCGACCGCGCACACAGAACAGUUCGCUCGAGACGGUCGAUCGCCAGGUCUUUCCACGCGGUGCGGAAUGCCGAUCGUUGAAAAUCGAUAAAAAGGAAAGAGCCUCCGUGCGAACGUGCAAAAUCGAUCGAUGGAGGAAGUUGCAAGUGGAUGAAAAAAUACGAGUGAAUGAUGCAGUGUCUUUUGAUCGAUCGAUGAGUGCACCAUUUUGCCAUCCAAGUGAUCGAGGAAGGGAGGAGAAAUCAAUGCUGAUCGGCUGAUGAUGAUGAUCUAACCCGUUCUCGAUCGGGGAUCGUCGCGAUGAGUGUCAAACGAAGAGUGUUCAAUGCUCUGGACGGGCUUAUUAAGUGUGAUCGUGCGAUCGUAUGCUCGGUGUUCUUAUGGUGUCUCAUGUCCCUACUGUACGUUCCUAUCGAGGCCGCCAAGCCGGGAAUAUGCGUCAUGGACGGCUGCAACUGCACCGUCAACGCGCAUCGCUGGGUUACCGUCAAAUGUGUCUUCUCCAAGGAACAGAGCGUGGAGCUGCUGGAAGGAACUAUUCCCGAGGAGGCGACGGAAGUCGAGGUCUCUCACUGCCGAGAACUGCGAAUACAAACGGGUGCGUUCGGCGCGGGCGCGCCUUUGAAACGCAUGCACGUUUCGGGAAUCAACAGCGUGAUCGCCAAAAAGCAGGCUUUUCAGAAUCUCAGCGCGCACAACACGCAUAUGGAGGUGUCGGAGUGCGACAGCGUGUUUUUGGACAGUCACGCCUUUCGGUACACACGCGGCACGUUAAGCAUCUCGAUAUCGCGAUGCAAACACGUGACGAUAAGACCGAAUGCCUUUUCGUGGCUGCUGUGGAUGAAGGUGAGGGAGGUGUCGAACUUGGAGCUCUCGAGCAACGCCUUCCAAUUCGACCAGACCGAACAAGGCAGGCAUGGACCGGCGACCAAGAUUAUGUUCCAAAAUGUGAGGAUUUUGGAGCUACCCACGGUAGUAUUUCCUUCGGCUAUGGCGGAAAUUCACAUGGACGAUAUCUCGAUGAAAGUCAUAGAGAAGGAUGCGUUUUGUGCCAUAAACAUCAUAAAUAUAAUUAUCAGCAACACGACUAUCCAGGAGAUUCGAUCCGGCGCUUUCAGCGACAGGGCUCUUAUCAACAAUCUCAAGUUUGUCGACGUGCAACUUAAAAAUAUUAAAAAGUCAGCCUUCAGAGCCGGACACGAUAAUCUCACGAUCCAAUAUUCAAGAUUAUACGAUAUGGACCCUGGCGCUAUCAAUACAUCGAUAGCAACCGUUAUCUUCAACAACAAUGAGUUUCAACACCUACGUCAAGGCUCAAUCGUGCUUCAUCAAUGGAAUCGCAUAACGAUCGACCACAACCUCUUCGUCGAUCUGGAGAAUGAUGCCAUUAAAGCGGAGAUCGGCGCCACUUCGAAGGCGAAACUUGAAUUUUCCUUCACGGACAAUCGCAUACACAUGGCACGGCCGGGAUCUCUCAGGUUCGUGGCAAUCUCGCAGGACGUGAAUUCAACGUACAUUGGCAACAAUUAUUUCAAGGAAAAGUGCAGUUGCAAUCUCGAAAGCUGGGUGCGUGAAGUGACGGGUAACAGUUCGGUUACGCGAGUGAUGGACUCCAAUUAUUGCGUGCUCGAUAAUUUGUUCAAAGGAUGCUUCAAUCGGUCGCAAGACUACAUGGUUAUGCGGAAUUUUACGCAACUUAUGUGCACGCAAGGGAAUCACAUUAAUUGCGAGCCGCCGUCCUCAGUUCCGGAGCCGAGCGUCAGUCCACCACCUAGCGUUGGUCCUCACGUCUACCCAAAGCAAAAGGGAUUCUACGAUAUGGAAAUAAGUGAGUCGGAGCAGCUGGAACGUGAGAAGAGGAUCAUCGUUAUCGUUUGCGUCGUGGCGGUCUUUAUCGUCGUUGUGGUGAUCCUAGCCUCGGGUAUCCUCUACAUGCGCCGUCGCGGCGUGUGUCCCAAACUAAUAUCCGGUUCGCUGAUAAAUUUGUCGAAUUGGCUCUCGCCCAGCAACGGAAUGACCGCCGCAACGUCCGCAAGAUCGAUAUCGAGGUUGAGCGUUCACGAGUACGCCGGUCUCCAAACAGAGACCAGAAUCCUCGAAGUGGAACCUCAGGCGGAAGGUACGGAGGAGGACGACGAGGAAGGUGACGUUUAUCCGGAGAACAAGGCCACGCAAACAUUGCCGGAGGAGCUGACGGGGGAGUACGUGAGGGAUCUCCAAGAACGGCUGAAGGAUCCCGACAAUUACAGCCAGGCGAGGGACAUGAUCCUACAUCUGUACGAUCUUAUCAAUGUCGAAAAGAGUUGCAACAACAAUAAUGACCGGCAACCAACAAAUGACGGAGAGGAGAACGCGUACGACGUGAUCCAGCCAAGGAUUAAAAGGCCUCGCCGCGGUACAAGACCGUCCAUAAACAUUGGCACCAAAGCACCGUCCUUGGAGAAGCUGUCACCGAGCAGAAUACAGAGACCAUUCAUCACCGACUACGCGGAGCCGCGCGAUCAGCGUACUAGCGAUCAAAACCAUCUGUAUGCGGAGUUGCUGGGCGACGAGACGGUGCCCAGCACAAGUCGACUGUCGCAACCGAUCUUAGAGAGCUUGAUCGGUAGGGCGCCGCAGCCAUUACCACCGGACGUCGUGAACGAUCAUAUCGUCGGCAAUGAUCUUCCUCCGCGAAAUCUCGGUUACGGUGCCGACGACGAUCGUAGACCAUCGCAGAGCCCAAAGUUGGAUUCAAAUUACAGAAAUCAAUCUAUUAUGUCGAUGAGCUUUCUCAAAGCUCUCGGCGAGAGUAUCCUAGGUACGUCCGGUAAGACGAACAACAAGAGGCCGAAUUCGCUGCUGUAUGAAUAUGCCGAACCGUCCGAUGUGAUCGCUCACCUCUACUCGGAGCUGUCGGAACCCCAACAAACGUCUGCAUCCACUAGCAAAAUGGCGAAUAGGCCCCUGCCCACCAAGCCCGAUCAGGAUUCCGUCGCCGCAAAUGCGACCAAGGCGUAGCGGCGUUCAUUAUCUGUGAUAUAAGUAUUACAUGUUGUAACUUAAAACACUCAAGUGUCCUUUCUUUUCGCCGUCUGUAUAAAGAAAGUGUUCGCGCAAUAUGCUUGUGUUUGUCGGAACGAUUGCAUAAGAGAAUUUCCGCCAGGCGAGAACGGGUCGCUUGGAGUCUCUCAAACAAGAGACUGUGUGUGUGUCUGUGCCACAAUAGUGAAGGAAAUACGCGUCGGAAAUUAAUGCAAUUCAUGCAUAUACAAGACUCCGGCCGAGCUAGAACGAGUGUCCUUACUUUCGAACCGUGUGUAUGAAUAAACCUUGUUAGAACAAUCGCGCAUAACCAGUUCAGACGAUGUUUUCGUGAAAGAAAAAAAGGUAAAGCGACUAAGAGAAUGUUUAUGCGAAAAUAUCACAGAGUUGUGCCAAAA
Molecule: messenger RNA, 3517 nt
Organism: Pogonomyrmex barbatus (red harvester ant)
Lineage: Eukaryota; Metazoa; Arthropoda; Insecta; Hymenoptera; Formicidae
Source: RefSeq, a predicted model, not a curated record